AUGUCCCCCAGGAGCCAGGGGGUGUCCUGUGCGGACGAGGAGCUGAGGGCAGCCCUGACCGCAGCCUGGCCAGUGGAGAGGAGCAGGCAGCAGGCCAGCUGGUUUGGCACCGGUCCCGGCAGCCUGUCCUGCCCCUUCACUGUGACUGUGCAAAACGGUGGGGCGGUGACGAUGACGAUGGCGCUGGCCGGGACAGGAGGAAGCAGAGGGGCCCGGCUCGGUGCUGUGCUGCUCGAGGCGAAACGGCAGGCUGAGACGGGCAGGCAGGGGGAAGGACACGGCCAGCUCCUGGCUGCAGCCAUGGCUGAGGCUGGGGACCAGAGCAUCCACACGCAGCACAUCUCAGCCGUGCACAAUAUUCCCAUGCAUGUCCUCAUCCGGCCUAUCCCUGCGGAGCUGGAGCCGGACAAGGUGCAGAGCCUCAUGCAGACCCUGCAGGAGGAACCCGAGCGGGUGCCCCCCAUCGACGUGCUCUGGAUCAAGGGCAGCCAGGGUGGGGAUUACUUCUACUCCUUCGGGGGCUGCCACCGCUUCGCUGCUCACAGGGCGCUCAACCGGGACACCAUCCCCGCCAAGAUCGUCCCCUCCACCCUCAGCGACCUCCGCACCUACCUGGGCUCCUCCACGCCGCACCUGCGCUAGCCCGGCCCUCCGGGGGCUGCACGGCCCCCCGCAGGCCCCCGCCCCCGCCGGUCCCCGAGCGCUGGGCUGGGGCUGAGCCGCGGGGCCCGUGAGCCUCCGGUGAGGAUGGGGUCAGGGUCCCCCCCAGACCUGGGGGCGCUCCCUGCGGGGCUGGGGUCUCCCCGCGCCCCUCCGGCCGGGCCGGGGUCGGGGUCCCGCUGGCAGCGGGAGGAGCCCGGCGCGGGGGCGCGGCGGGGCCGGCAGGUGGCGCUAUUGUGCCGCGCUGCGCCUUGGCGAGCGGCCGCGGGGACCGGGACGGGGCGGACAGGGAUGGACCGGGACAGACCGGGAUGGGACGGGAUGGGACGAGAUGGGAUGGACUGGGACGAGACGGGACGGGACGGGAUGGGACAGGAUGGGAUGGACCCUGAUGGACCGGGACAGACGGACAAGAUGGGAUGAACCACGAUGGGAUGGGACGGGAUGGACUGGGAUGGGAUGGGAUGGAAUGGGACUGGAUGGUAUGGGAUGAACUGGGACAGAAGAAGAUGAACCGGGAUGGACCAGGACAGGAUGAACGGGGAUGGGACGGGAUGAACUGGGGUGGGAUGGGAUGAACUGGGACAGGCCAGGACAGGAUGAACCAGGACAGGACAGGAUGGGAUGGACUGGGAUGGAAUGGGAUGAACUGGAAUAGGGUGAACUGGGAUGGGACGGGACAGGAUAAACCAGGAUGGGGCAAACCAGAAUGGGACAAACUGGGAUGGGGAGGGGAUGAACUGGGACGGGCUAAAUGGGGGCAUGGCUCAACUGGGAAGGCUGAACCGGGAUGGAAUGGGCUGAACUGUGGCAUGGCUCAUCUGGGAAUGGCUGAACUGGGACAGGAUGGGCUGAACCGGGAUAGGAUGAACUAGGAUGGGACGAACUGGGACGGGACAGGGCAGGAUGAGCUAAACCGGAGCACAGCUCAGCCAGGAAUGGCUGAACCGGGACGGGCUGAACCGGGGCACACUGGAACUGGGCCAGGUCACAGCCCAUCCAGGGCACAGCCGAACCAGGAAGGGCUACAGGCAAACCAGGACACAGCCGAAUUGGGACAGAGGCGUACCAGGAGGAGGCACAUCUGAACCAGGCACAACUGAUCCUCAGGCCUCUCCCAGUGACUCUGGGCUCACCCUGUGCCCAGAUCAGGAGGACCCUGAGCUAUGCCUCCCCAAAACCACCUGCCUCCAUCCCUGGACACAUCCUGUGGUCCCCCUCUCCAUGAGGGACAUCACUGAAAUGGUGAGGGGGGGACACCUGCUGUGGCGCUUGGAAUAAAGGCAAUCAAACCCCC
This is a messenger RNA of Falco peregrinus (peregrine falcon), 1957 nucleotides long. RefSeq names its product sulfiredoxin 1 (gene SRXN1). The record is from RefSeq and is a predicted model, not a curated record. Gene Ontology annotation, biological process: cellular response to oxidative stress. The transcript is spliced from 3 exons. Gene Ontology annotation, molecular function: sulfiredoxin activity. Bases 1 to 642 code for a protein of 213 amino acids. Lineage: Eukaryota; Metazoa; Chordata; Aves; Falconiformes; Falconidae. Gene Ontology annotation, cellular component: cytoplasm.